Stereum hirsutum FP-91666 SS1 is the source of this 582-nucleotide messenger RNA. RefSeq lists its product as uncharacterized. The transcript has 4 exons. The record is from RefSeq and is a predicted model, not a curated record. NCBI's taxonomy places the organism in Eukaryota, Fungi, Basidiomycota, Agaricomycetes, Russulales, Stereaceae. The coding region runs from base 1 to 582 and encodes 193 amino acids.
AUGAUUUUCGACCCGGUAAACAUGGCAAUGCAGCCGUCAGACUUAGAGGGAACAAAGGACGACCUACAUAAGAUGGAUAGAAGAAUGGAAUCCGAAGACGGCCGGCUGUUCUCCUCGGACAGGGGAGAGGGUGAGGUGAGUCCUGGUGGUUCACUGGCUUUGAACUAUGUGGCCUUAACCGGCCGGGAUGACAAGAAUGCGGAUGACACAGAGUGCCCACUGGACACGCAUGUUUGUAAAUGCGCACCGAGCGCUGGGCUGCUUCCCUCGGUAACUUGUACCACCCAACAGAGCGACCUCAGAACGAAGAACACCAUUGUCAGCAUACGUCUGCGGAUAGUCGUCAUGCAGAAGCGCAGUGGCGGUCCGAAAAAGAUAACGCUCUCGGAAAAAAGGAAGUGUUUAACAGGUUUCCCCCAAAGUGCCUCUGAGUCAAAUGGAGGCAAUCGGUAUCGUUGCAACUUCAUUGUGGUGAAGGCGCUGAUAGGAAUAUUUGGCAAAAUGCCCGAAGACGCUUGGAGGUCCCGAUCUGGCUCCACUGACCUGCCUUUUCGCGCCGCCGCGACCUUCUGGUACCUGUAA